GUUUGGUGGCCGGGGCUUACAGUGGCGGGAGUUGGAGGCAAUUACUAGUCGUGUUCUAAGGGGCGCAAACUGCGAUUCUGCUGAACCCGGGGACAUUUCUACGGCUUCUCCCUCAGUUGAGCCUUUUCCUCCGGCCCCGAUGCUCUUCAAUUCGGUGCUCCGUCAGCCCCAGUUCGGCGUCCCGAGAAAUGGGUGGUCUUCACAAUACCCUCUACAGUCCCUUCUAACUGGUUAUCAGUGUAACCCUAAUGAUGAGCAUACUUCUUAUGGAGAAACAGGAGUCCCAGUUCCUCCUUUUGGAUGCACUUUCUCUUCGGCUCCCAAUAUGGAGCAUAUACUAGCAGUUGCCAAUGAAGAAGGCUUUGUUAGAUUAUAUAACACAGAAUCACAAACCAGUAAAAAGAAGUGCAUCAAAGAGUGGAUGGCUCACUGGAAUGCUGUUUUUGACCUGGCUUGGGUCCCUGGUGAACUUAAACUUGUUACAGCCGCAGGUGAUCAAACAGCCAAAUUUUGGGAUGUAAAAGCUGGUGAGCUGAUUGGAACAUGCAAAGGUCACCAAUGCAGCCUCAAGUCAGUUGCCUUUUCUAAGUUUGAAAAAGCUGUGUUCUGUACAGGUGGAAGAGAUGGUAACAUUAUGGUCUGGGACACCAGAUGCAACAAAAAAGAUGGAUUUUAUAGGCAAGUGAAUCAGAUCAGUGGAGCUCACAAUACCUUAGACAAGCAAACCCCUUCAAAACCUAAGAAGAAACAGAAUUCAAAAGGACUUGCUCCUUCUGUGGAUUUCCAGCAGAGUGUUACUGUGGUCCUCUUUCAGGAUGAGAAUACAUUAGUCUCAGCAGGUGCUGUGGAUGGGUGUAUAACUUUGGUAAAAGUCAGUCGUUUGGAAGAAAGACUAUCAUCCUCUUGUCUCAAGAGAGCUGGUAGCAUGUCUCAGGUCUCCACACCCUCCUGUCCUCCUACUGUGCUCCAGGGUCAUUCUCAAGAGGUCACAUCAGUGUGCUGGUGUCCUGCAGACUUCACAAAGAUUGCCACCUGCUCUGAUGACAAUACCCUGAAACUCUGGCGCUUGAAUAGAGGCUCAGAGGAGAAAACAGGAGGAGAUAAAUUCUCCAUAGUGGGUUGGGCCUCUCAGAAGAAAAAGGAGGCCAGAGCCGACUUAGCAACCGUGACAAGUAGCCAGAGCACUCCCGCCAAAGCCCCCAGAGUAAAGAGCAGUCCAUCCAUUUCCUCCCCGUCAUCAGGAGCCUGUGCUCCCAGCUGUGCGGGAGACCUCCCUCUUCCUUCAAAUACCCCCACGUUCUCUAUUAAAACACCCCCUGCCAAGGCCCGGUCUCCCAUCAGCAGAAGGGGCUCUGUCUCCUCCAUCUCGCCCAAGCUACCCUCAGCUUUCAAGAUGUCCAUUAGAAACUGGAUGACUCAGACACCUUCCUCAUCACCACCCAUCACUCCACCUGCUUCUGAAACCAAGAUCACAUCUCCAAGAAAAGCCCUCAUUCCUGUGAGCCUGAAAUCUUCCCAAGCAGUGGCUUGCUCUGAGUCUAGAAAUAGAGUGAAAAGGAGGCUAGACGCGAGUUGUCUGGAGAAUGUGAAACAAAAGUGUGUGAAGAGUUGCAACUGUGUGACUGAGCUUGACGACCCAGGUGAAAAGCUUCAUUUAGAUCUGUGCUGCCUUACUGGUAACCAGGAAGACCUUGCUAAGGACCCACUAGGUGCUACCAAACCAAGCAAGAUGGAAGGGGCAAGUAUGAGUGUCUCAGAGCCUCCUUCUCCUGCCAGUCCUUAUGCUUCAGAAGCCUGUGGGACACUACCUCUUCCUCUGGGGUCUUGUGGAGAAGGGUCUGAAAUGGUAGGCAAAGAGAACAGCUCCCCAGAGAAUAAAAACUGGUUAUUGGCCAUGGCAGCCAAACGAAAGGCUGAGAAUUCAUCUCCACGAAGUCCAUCGUCCCAGACCCCCAAUUCCAGGAGACAGAGUGGAAAGACCUCUCCGGGACCGGUCACCAUUACUCCCAGCUCCAUGAGGAAAAUCUGUACAUACUUCCAUAGAAAGUCCCAGGAUGACUACCGUAGUCCUGAACAGUCAACAGAAUUAUAGAUUCUUGUCUGAGUGAGUUAACUGAACUUUGGGCCAUUAAAACAAGAUAAAAAAUACAACAGAGUAAUUAUGUAACUCUGGUCUUUAAGACAGCUACCGUUUUUUAAUUUUUAGAGAAAACCCUUCCAACUCUGAUAUUUACCUACUCUGGUUCUACCACCGUGUGCCUACACAGCUUCCUCAGGAGGAAUGCUGUGUUUAAAUUCCAUAAGGUAGGUUUGUCACUCUAACAAUUUGAAUGAGUAGUCUUCAUUUUUUAAAUUAUGCAUCGUCUCUACAAUAAUGACAUCACAGCUCAUAGAGGGGAAAAAAACCAAGACUUGUCUCUUGUUAAUCUGAGACUUUCUAUGCACAGUGGAAAGUGUCUCCCAGCCAUAGCUGGAGGCAUGUCUGUGAAGGCCACUGCUAAAGACCCCCUGGAUCUGAGCUGCCUCAGACAAAUGUCACUUCAUUUAAAAUAUAUAAUUUUUACACUACACUCUUGGGGGAUUUUAAAUAUGCAUAAAAAUUUGAUGUUUAGAUAAGUACACUUAUAUUGAUUCAGUAUUAAAAUAAUCUCUUAAGUUAAAAUCAUGUUUUAAAACCAGUGAUGAAUGUCAACUCUUUGGAGAAACUAGGAGAACAACACUAGAGACCUUUGCCUUUUUUUCCCCCAAAUUCAUGUCCUAUGUGAGAUUUAAGGUCCCCAUAUUUUUUACCAAGCAAUCUACUGUUACCAACCCAACAUCAUGUUCUAUAAGAAGUUAUGAUUUUUGCCACUUACUAGAAGAAGAUGUUUAUAAAAUCAAUAGUCAUACACUGAAACCUGGGUUUGCAUUCAGUCCUCAGUUCUAGGGGCUGCAACCUUGUGAAAAAAUAAACCAUCAGAACCUAAAAAAAUCCAGAACCUAAAAAAGUAAAUCUUGGCUUUAACUUGAUUUUUUGGCUUCUCUUCAUAUAAGCAAUAACCCUCUAUUUGAAGCCCUGAGCCACAAGAAUUUUCUCUAGAUAUUUAAUAUGGAGAGUGUAUAGGCUGACUCUUAAGUUAAUAAUGUGCAAAAUAUCUUGAACAUCCCUUCCCUUAAUCAGCAGUUACACAUCAGUUAUCUUGAAAUGAACCAUUGUUUUAUAUUUCUCCCCUUUGUAGACUCAUAAAACUCCAUGUACUUUCUGUGUUCUAAAUCUCUGAGGACUGUGUAGACUUUAUUGUAUUUUGGCCAUAAUUCAAAAAUCUAUUCUUAAUGGUAACUCUUUAAUUCCUUUGAUUUUAGAAGCUAAGCUUAUAACAAUCAGAACUAUGUAGGUUGAUUAAGCAUGGAUUCUCCAUGGUUUUGUCCAAGGAGAAAAGUAAAUAAAGGGAAGCCAUAAAAUUACUGUUUUCAAAGCAAAGCACACCAUGACAUUAACUAAAUUUUAGGAACUCUGCUUAAAAUUGGUAUUUUAUUUUUUAAUGUUAGGCUGUGGGAAGGUGUUAUUUAUGACCAGUACCUGCCAAUAAUGCCAUAUCUCUCUCUGUUGCUUGGAAAGCCAGCAGGGAAGAGAAUCCAUAAAAAGAAAAUAUAACUAAAGUAGAUGAUUUGUUCUUUGUAUCCUUGUACAUCUCCUGACCGCUCUGCUGAGUGAAAUUGGGUAAGUGUGACUGUCAGAAACUGUGCUGAGAGUCUGCUGGGUGGAGCGUGGCCCACUUGGAAAGCUAGGACUUCACAUGGGCGCUGAAGGCCAAAUAUAAUGAGAUAAUAAUCAUCCCAGCUUGUGUCAGUGUCAUACUCGGAGCUGUGCCCAAGCAAUAAAGCCUUUCACCUUA
Molecule: messenger RNA, 3875 nt
Organism: Manis javanica (Malayan pangolin)
Lineage: Eukaryota; Metazoa; Chordata; Mammalia; Pholidota; Manidae
Source: RefSeq, a predicted model, not a curated record